Messenger RNA from Patella vulgata (common limpet), 2799 nucleotides. Its product is annotated as endoribonuclease Dicer. Bases 69 to 2780 code for a protein of 903 amino acids. Gene Ontology annotation, molecular function: ATP binding; ribonuclease III activity; deoxyribonuclease I activity. Gene Ontology annotation, cellular component: cytoplasm; RISC complex; nucleus. Gene Ontology annotation, biological process: pre-miRNA processing; siRNA processing; apoptotic DNA fragmentation. The record is from RefSeq and is a predicted model, not a curated record. The transcript is spliced from 11 exons. Lineage: Eukaryota; Metazoa; Mollusca; Gastropoda; Patellidae.
UUUGGAACCUAAUCAAAAUGGAAAGAAAUUGGAAAUGAAGAAAUAAUAGUCGAUUUAUUGUGUUAAUUAUGUCAACGGCGCAUGGGAAGAUGACCAGGAUUGGUCCUGACUUGAACAAAAAGUUGCCAAGGCAUUUAAGACAUGACGAUUUACCUGUAAACAGAUUUACACCAAGAACUUAUCAGGUGGAUUUGGUCGAUGCAGCUUUAAAACGAAACACGAUAAUUUGUUUGAGUAGUUCGACUGAGAAAUUAUUUAUAGCUUUAAUGGUUAUCAAAGAACUAGCCAGAGAAAUACGAAAACCAAUAUCUGACGGAGGAAAACGUACUAUUUACGUUGUUAAUUCAGAUGAAACAGCAGAAGCUCAAUGGCAGGUGUUGUCCCGACAUACCAACUUACAGACGGGCUAUUACACCAUCGAUAUGGAAACAGAAACUUGGAGCCGACAAAGAUGGGAAGAAGAGUUUGCUUCCAAACACGCUCUUGUCUUCACAGCGGAAGUUCUUCGUGAUGCCUUUUCACAAAAUUGUUUACCGAUACCUCAUAUCAACAUGCUCAUUUUCGACGAUUGUCACUUGGCCGUUGGUGACCACACUUACAUUAAAUUAAUGCAACACAUUGAAAAGUAUUCGCCAUCUAAACCUCAUAUUUUAGGGAUCACGGCUUCGAUUCUCGGUAGUCGUAUUCCAGAACCAAGCAAGCUCAAAGAAACCAUUAGAAAUCUUGAAACUACCUUAACAUGUAUCGCUGAAACCUCCAUGCUUGUGAUCUCCGAACGUUUCGAUUCUCGGCCAAAAGAGUUAGUGGUGGAGUGUCUACCUCCUGAAGACUCAAAUGAUCUAGUCUACAAACUUGGUGAAAUAAUAGAUUCCGCACUACUUUUUCUUUACGAAUGUAAUAUAGCGCCGGAAGAAGGAGCUGAUCCCUUCAAGAAAGAUCCCAGACAACUCGGCAUCAAUGUUCUGUCAGAAAUCAGAAAUAUUUUGCAGCAGUUGGGAACAUGGUGUACGUCACGCAUAAGUGAAAUUCUCAUUCCGCAGAUCGAAAAAACAGAGAAAAGUGAAUCUUGUCAAAUUAAUAAAAAAUUCAUCCGAUUUACCCUGACCCAGCUUCGACUUUUGGUGCAAGUUUUUGAAAAAAAUUUCAAUCCAGAUUAUGAUGUGAAUGAAUUGUUAAAAUAUAGUACGGCCAAGGUUGUCGAGCUCGUGCACAUGCUACAAAAAUAUAAACCUGAUUUAGAUUUCAUGAUUAUUAGCAGUGGGGACAUGGACUAUUCCGACGAAGACGACCAAUCAGACAUGUCGGACGACGAUGACGAUUCCAUGAAUUUAUCCGACUCAGAAGACGAUGAUAAAAAUUCCAGUUCACCGAAACUCAUUCACAUUGCCGUGAAGCGACAGAACUUCGAGACGGAUGGAGAAAUUGUCACUGAAGAUUCUGAUGCCAGACAACUCUGUGGACUAGUUUUCGUUGAUCAACAAUACGUGGCUCUAGCCUUGAACAAAUUUAUAGAAGAAGUCUGCUCCUGGGAUGAAAAUAUGUGUUUCUUAAAAAGUAAUCAUAUCGUCGGACAGGGCUACAGAAGUGCUCCGAAUAAAACAACAAUAGGAAAAGUUUAUCGCAAGCAAGAGGAAGUUCUACGCAAGUUUCGAAUGCAGGAAUUGAACUUACUGAUAGCUACGAAAGUUUUAGAACAAGGAGUUGAUAUACCUAAAUGUAAUUUAGUUGUAAGAUUUGAUCCACCACGAGAUUAUAAAUCAUAUACAUUAUCUAAGGGCAGAGCUAGAGCUCGUGAUUCAGAUUAUGUUAUUUUAUUAGAUGAAGAAAAUAAAAAGAUGUUCAGUGAAGAUUUAAAACUAUUUAAGGAAAUUGAAGAGGUAUUAAUAGGUAAAGAUAAAGAUGACGAUAUAAAAGAUGAAGAUGUCAGUUGUUAUGGCGACCUACUACCACCCUAUAAUCCAACCAAUAAUCAGUUUACUGGGUCAAAGGUCACACUUUCUAAUUCUAUCGGCCUUGUUAACAGAUACUGUGCAAAAUUACCAAGUGAUGCCUUCACUCAUUUAACUCCCCAGUGUAAUAUAACAACAACAAACAAAGCAGACGGUAUUCAAUAUGUCGGCCAUCUUAGAUUACCUAUCAACUCACCAAUCAAGGAAGAAAUUACGGGAGUUCCGAUGCCAACUAAAAAACUUGCCCAAAUGGCUGUUGCUCAGAAAGCAUGUGAAAUUCUACACAAAAGAGGUGAACUAGAUGAACAACUUCAACCUGUUGGUAAAGAAAUGUUUCUACAAGAACAACAAGAAGACUGGGAUGACGAAGAUGUAUCUAGUCAGGGACGACCAGGAACAACCAAACGUAAACAGUAUUAUUUCAAGAAGAUUGCCGAUGCGUUUAUGUCAAGUCAUCCCGUAGAGAAUACAGCAUGUUAUCUGUAUAUGAUACAUAUGAGAUUAACGGGACCAAUCACAGAUGAACAGAAUACGAGAGGUAGAAGUAUUUACGCUCCAGAAGAAACAUCUCGUUGUCUGGGUAUUAUAUCAUCUAAAUUUAUUCCACAGGUGCCUAUGUUUCCGGUUUAUACACGAUCUGGUGAAGUAACAGUUUCAAUAGAUCUCUGUCGUUCUGAUAUCGUCAUCACACACGACCAAUUAGACAAACUUCAAAAAUUUCAUCAUUUUGUAUUUACCCAAGUUUUACAUCUCGAUAAAGAUCCCAUGGAAUGUAAUCCGAAAAUAGCAGACGUCGGAUAUUUGAUUGUUCCGCUUGAUCCAGGUAUGUAAUUUACGCUAAUGUCAGGCC